This is a messenger RNA of Dimorphilus gyrociliatus, 5400 nucleotides long. The record is from the annotation of a GenBank genome assembly. Lineage: Eukaryota; Metazoa; Annelida; Polychaeta; Dinophilidae.
ACCAGUUAAAAGGCGACCUCUAUUGAAUGAACUAUAGAUCGCCUUCUAACCACUGAAUUCUGUUCUUCAAUCAUUCAAUUAUCGGGUCAAUCACUGCCUUACUACGUACCAAAGCAUUCAAGUACCAAAUACAGUAAGCCAGGCAUGCUAGCGGGAAACUCAUCAACGUCAUUUGCCCAAUCAUGGCCUAUUAUGGAGCCAACUGUUUUAAGUCUACUUCGGCAGCAAAAUGUAUCUCAUGACCAGUGGCACGAUCUUUUUUUGCAUGUUCAUAAAGUUUGUUUGUGGGAUCCUAAUGGGGCUCAAUCCUUAAAGUCUAAACUUGAGGAAGAGAUCUCGAAGUUUAUUAGUCAAGCUCAGCAAAGGGUUGUUCAACACUCAGAGGACUCUGCUCUAUUGAAAGCCUAUAUAAGCGAAUGGACUAAAUUUUUUGAGCAAUGUGUAUAUUUACCUCAGCCGUUUAAUCAACUAGAAGUUAGCUUAUCGGGCAAAUCUGGAUCCAGCACUGCUCAUCAUACAUCUCGAAAAGCGCAAGAAGAUAGUAUUGUUAAAAAACUUAUGUUGGAUACAUGGAAUAAGACAAUUUUUAAUGAUAUUAAGGAACGUUUGCAGAAUAGUGCCAUGAAACUAGUGCAUUCAGAAAGAAAUGGAGAAGCUUUUGAUAGUCAAUUAGUAAUUGGGGUUAGAGAAUCUUACGUUAAUUUGUGUAGUGAAGCGGAAGAUAAGUUAAAAAUAUAUAGAGAACACUUCGAAAGGGCUUACAUAGAAGCAACAGAAGCGUUUUACUCAAACAAAGCACCAGCUUAUUUGGACGAAAAUGGUGUUCAGAACUACAUGAUUUAUGCGGAAGAAAAAUUGAAGGAGGAAGAACAACGCGGUAAUCGCUAUUUAGAAACCAGACAAGAAAGUAUGUCCAUGCAAACUUUACGAGAUACCUGCGUUGAUAUCUUAGUGAAAAAAUUUCGAGAGCAAAUACUUGUGGAAUGUCCUAAUAUGAUUAAACAAAACGAAACUAAGAAGUUGGAAUUGAUGUUUAAAUUAAUGGACAGGGUAGGCACCGAUGGUGUAAAUCCCAUGCUUGAAAGCCUUGAAAAUCACAUCUUCGAUGCUGGCAUUGCCGAUAUGAUGGCAGCAGCUAAAACAAUCACAACUGAUUCAGAAAAAUAUGUUGAACGACUUCUUGAUCUCUUUAAUAGAUUUUCAUUACUAGUAAAAGAGGCCUUCAAUGAUGAUGCACGAUUUAUGACAUCUCGGGAUAAAGCUUACAGACGCGUUGUGAAUGAUUUGUCUAUAUUCUGCCUUGAAUUACCAGUCAAAUCUUCGGGUGCAAAUGUUAGAUGCCAACCAGAAUCUAAAUGCCCUGAAUUAUUAGCCAAUUAUUGCGAUAUGCUAUUAAGGAAAACUAAUAUUAGUAAAAGAUUAACCAGCGACGACAUUGAUGCGAAAUUAGCAUCUGUUAUUCUGGUAUUAAAAUAUGUAUCAAACAAAGAUGUAUUUAUGAAAUAUCACAAAGCACACUUGACGCGGAGACUUAUUUUAGGCACAUCAGCGGAUGAUGAUAAGGAGGAGAGAAUGGUCGAACAAUUGAGAGAAGUUGGUAUGCCAGCGGACUAUGUUAACAAACUGCAGAGGAUGUUCCAAGAUAUAAAGGUUAGCGACGAUCUUAAUCAUAGGUUUAAAUUAGACGCCAGGAAUAACAAUGAACCAACGGCGGAAUCUCUAAAUAUCAAAAUCUUGAAUGACGGAGCCUGGUCUCGAGCUAGUGACAAGGUUACCGUGAGCUUACCGGUUGAAUUAGAAGAUUAUAUACCUAAGGUGGAAGCUUUUUACAAAAGAAUGCAUACUGGAAGGAAAUUGCAGUGGCAGCAUCUAUACUCUAAUGGAACCUUAACCCUUACGAACGAAGUUGGUAAAGUUGAAUUAGAAGUAACAACAUUUCAAAUGGCUGUUUUACUUUCUUGGAAUCAACGACCAAAAGAUAGGAUAAGUUAUGAAGCACUUCGUUUAUCAACACAAUUACCAGACUCAGAAUUACGCAGAACUGUUUGGUCUUUGAUUGCUUUUCCUAAAAUGAAAAAGCAGGUGUUAUUAUGCGAACCUGAGAUUAAAAAACAUCAAGAAAUUGAUGAUUCAACACUAUUUUGGGUCAACCAACAAUUCUGUAUAGUAACCAAAGGUAAUAAAGUACUGCAUAAAGGUAAGGUCAACUUGAUUGGACGGCUGCAGCUAUCGACUGAAAAAUCAAAGAACGAAGAUAAUGAAGGCAUUGUUCGAUUGAGAGAAUUAAGAGUUCAAGAAGCAAUCGUUAAAAUUAUGAAAAUGCGAAAAACUGUAACCAAUGCGGCUUUGCAAACCGAAUUAGUAGAUAUCCUCCGAAACAUGUUUCAGCCUUCGAGAAAGAUGAUUAAGGAAAUGAUUGAAUGGCUGAUAGAGCAUAAAUAUAUGAUGCGUGACGAAAAUGAUAUUAACUCCUUUGUUUAUCUGGCUUAAACCAACCUUGGCAAAAUGAUAAAAUAUUGCGUUUUGUACUGUAUCAUUGUUGCGCUUCAUUUUUACUAUGCAGUUUGAGCGUUUCUAAUAAAUUUUUGUUCUGCUCAAAAUUUUAAUUGAAUCGGAAUAGUAAAGAAACAAAGCAUUUAAAAGUAACCACGUAGCAUUUUAAUUUUUAUUUAAUCUCUACCGAAAGUGUGGGUUAUCUCUGGCCUAUCAAUUCUAUAAAGAUACUUUGGAAUAGAGAAAUAACAUCUGUAAACAACUUCGUCCGGCGUAACAUCAUAGUGAUAAUGUCCGGCAGUGUCCUCAGCUAGCCCAUGAAAGUGCUCAACCCGAAUAUCCAUAUCCGGAUCAUCUGAAAUCAACCAUCCUACAGCAGUAAAAGGUGCUGGAAUUUCAUAAAAGUCAAGCCAAUUAUUAACGUCCUCAUUUGACUCAAUGGGCUCCUUGCAAAAAUCUGGCAUGCAGUGUAUUUUAACUUUUCCUUUUUCUACAUUAAAUGUACCGCACAUUCCCACAAUUUUGUCUUUGUAUUCUUCUUUGAGAGUCUUUCGAACAGAAGACAUUAUAUUUUCUUCUGAAAUUCUUUUGGAAACGACAAGUUCGAUAACCUUUCCUGGCUUUCCAUCACAGAAUCCUAAAUUACCAAGUAGACCGAAUUCGGCGCAUGGGGCCUUUUGAACUUUAACUUUUCCAUUUAUCGAUGUACCAAGUUUAGUAUUAAGCUUCUCACUGCCGUUAAAUUUUACAUCGCAAAUCAUUUCAGCAUUCAUUCCAAGUUUAUGAAAAGGUCCGGCGCCAGCUCCAAACACGUAGGCAUCUUGUAGUUCGACAAGUUUACACAGUUCCUUUAUUUCGUACGUGUGCUCUUUCAUAACUUUUGGCAUCAGAUAAGGAACUCCUCCAACAUCAGCAAUACGUACAUUUCCGCACAAUCCUUCUGAAAUAAGAUUGAACGGGGCGUUAGUCAAGUUGGGACAGUCGACAACAGAUGCUGUAACAUUUUGAAAAUGAGCUUUCAUAGAUUUUUCUAAAACUGCGGCCAAAUCCGAAAGCUCCGGACAAUACAAAGAGAGUUUCUCUGUCUUUAGGUUCGAUGUCAUUGUUCAACUUUGAAAGAUGAAAAGGAACAAUAAAUUGAAUUCUCUUUUAUAAGUUUAUAAAACGCCCAGUACGAUUAUAGUUGUCUGCUAGUCAGUAAAAGCGCCACCUCUUGUCUCAAAUUUCAUCACCUCUUAGACUGUCAUCUACUUCUUAAAAUUUAGAUAGAUGUUAGCAUUAAAAGAGAGCAUCCUAAAUAAUUUAUACUUUCCAAGGUUGAUUCCCAAGUAUCGAGUAGUUUAUGAAAAAAAGAACUCUUAAACAACAAAUAAGACGAAAGCUCUAAAUUAAAAAAUUAUCCUGUGUAUGGAAAAGAAGAAGAAGAAAAGGGAAAGUAAGAAAAUUUAUAGAAUUUAUAUACUUUAAACGACAUUAUUGAUAACAAUAAGACGAUAAGAAGAGAGGUAAAGAUAUAAAGGAACAAUUAAUAGUGAACAAUUUUAGAAAAUAAUCUUAUAAAGGUCAUUUGUCUACUUUUUCAUUAAAUUUUCCAUUGAAUUUAAGGAUCUUAUGUAAGAUACUGAAAAUAUUACAGAUUCGAAAGUAUGUUCCCCAAUAUCGUAUUCUCUGAUACAAGUAUAAACCUCUUUCAUAUUUUCCAUAGAUGCAAACAAUUGACCUAUUGAUACGUUUGGUGGGACGCUAAAGUAUAGGCGAGCUUGUAAUAAAUCAACGUGAUAUCUCACUGAGUCGGGAACAUGAAUUUGGAGCCACCUAGAUAUUGAUUGUCUAUCAAUUUUCAUUUGCCUAGUACUGUCAAAUGUCAUUGAUAUACGAAUUCUACUUCCGGGGCAAAAGCAUUGGCGAAGAUACGGAGCUGGUCCAACUGCUCUAAGUACUCCUACACAAAAAACUGCCAUUCUAUCGGCCAAAUUCUCAAAUUCUACUGGAUUUUCAGUACUUAAUACAAUAGUAUGGCCCCUUGCUUUCAACAUUCCUAAGAGAUUCAUAAAGAUUUUCUUUGACUGAAAGUCGAUAUUCGUUGAAGGAUCUCUGAUAACUAGUAGUUGUGGAAAGCCGAUAAUUGUUGAAGCGAGGACAAGCCUCUUUUUUGUUGAUUCAGAUACCGUAUCAACUUUCAUAUUCAUCAUUGGUUUUAGAGCGCAGAGAUUUGAUAUAUUUCUUACAUGUGAUUUAGCAGCUUUCUUCGAUAUUCCACGAAGCCUGGCAACAAAAUUUAAAGUUUCUGCAACAGUUAACUCUCCAUCUGGAAUUAUAUUAUUGUCAAAAUAGCUUUUCUGCAUGUUCUUUCUAAAGUAAACAACACCUUUACUAGGUUUUAUUGAACCAGCUAUUAUUCUUAAAAAAGUUGUUUUUCCACUAUUUUUCAAUCCUGUUAAGCACAUUAGCUCCCCUCUUUUAAUACUGAGAUAAACAUUUUCAAGUUUAAUUUCUCUAUUGAUUUUACUUAACGAUUGUAUGUCGUAUUUUGUUAUAUUUUGAGCAACAACAUCAUAGUCCGUUUGCUCGAAUUUUGGACACAGUAUUAUACUUUUUCUCUCUUUAAUUGCACUUGCAUGCAAUGAUAGAUCUUCGCUUUUAAGUCUACUUAACUUCAUUCUUUUUUCUAAUAUUGUUUGUAAAACAGGUCGAUGACUUUGUAAAAGAAUUAGUAGCAUCAUCGCAAUGAAAGUUUGUAUCAUAAAGAUUAUGCAAAAUCUUCCAAGACCAGGUUUUGCAAAUGAUAAUAUAUUGUCAGCAUAUCUUACGCAAUGACUACCUCGACAUUCCUGACAGCAAGCUAAUGUCUGUCUAAUUCGCAAUGGUUCAUUUUUACAUUGUUCCCUACGUAUUAGCCUUUCGUUG